UGGUUAUGGCGUCAGGGCGCUUAGAAGGCGCCUAGUGAUGACGUACACAGCAGCGGCCGCUCACUGAAAAACAUGGCCGCGUCCAUAUCGGAGCAACUCGCGGAUUUGUUGAACCCGCUGCCGAAUUUCGCGGAUCCCGAGGACGACCAGGAUGACGAGACCAAAGCCAGAGUCGUAGACAAGUUCGAUGAAGGAGGUGAUGCCGAAGAUCUCCCAGUCAGUGGAUUGCGGAAGCGAGCAUCCGCUUUGCUGGUCGAUUCGGAUAAACGCUAUCAUGGGAAAGUGACGUCACGCAAGGAGCUGCAGCAGGACUUUGACGGCUCGGAUGAUGAUGACGACUCCAAUGAUGAAGACAUUGAUGAGGAGGAGGAUGAGAAAGAAGACGACCUCAGUGAUGGUGACGAAGGUUCUCAGGUGUCCAGCUUGGUGACGAGGAUGAAGGGUGCCGAUCUGAGCUUCUCUAAAAACACCGAUUUCCGCAAGCUAACAGAGGGCAUGGACGACCUGGGAGAAAGCGACGAUGAGGAUGAGGACGAGGACGAAGACGAAGCAACAAGCUCGGAAGAUGAAGAGGAGGAGGACGACGACGAAGGUGGCGACUCGGGGGGUGUAAUGACUUUUUCGAAAGAGAAGGUGAAUGAAGAGGUGGACAAAGGCAAAGCAGUAAAGAACCAGCUCGCUCUCUGGGACCUGAUCCUCGAGGGCCGCAUCAAAAUGCAGAAAGCCCUCAUGACAGCCAACCAGCUUCCUCAACCGGACACAUUUCCAGAGUUCAAGAGCAAAGGCGGGGCCGAGUACACCGGAGCGCUGAAGAACAGCCACAAAGCACUAAAAGCUCUACAGAGAUCUUUAUUGGAGCUCCAGGACCUGCUGUUGUACCAGAACCCAGAAACCAGAGCCAUCGCUCAGGGGAAGACCAGGGGCCCGGACAGCAGCAGCAAGUCUGAGGACGAUGAAGAGAUCGACAGUGACGAAGGUGAAAACGAGGAAGAUGUUGAGGAUGAACCUGUGAGUCGUGAGACCUCCAAGCGGAAGUUGGAGACGGCGCACUAUCCCGACUUCAUGGCAAAACGCUUUGCCGCCUUCCAGCCGUACCGCGACGCCACGCUGCAGAAAUGGUACGACAAGACACGGCUAACCACGGGCAAGACCAACAAGGGCUUCGGGGCGUUCGAGCGGAACAUCCUGACGCAGGUGGAGCAGGUGUUGAUGGAUAAGGAGCGUCUGCUGAAGCGCACACAGACACGCAGGUCUGAUGACCGAGUUCUGGGCAGAGCGGAGCUCAGUUCCGUCACCACGCAGUCCAGCAGCACAGAGCCGGAGGCCCCGGCGCUCAAAGCUAACGCUCAUCUCAAAGACCUGGACGAGGAGAUCUUCGACGACGACGACUUUUAUCACCAGCUUCUCAGAGAGCUGAUCGAGCGCAAGACCAGUGCAACAGAUCCUAAUGACCAAGUGGCCAUGGGCAGGCAGUGGCUGGCCAUCCAGAAGCUUCGCAGCAAGAUCAAGAAGAAAGUGGACACAAAGGCCAGCAAGGGCAGGAAAGUCCGAUUUCAUUUACACAGUAAGCUGAUGAAUUUUAUGGCUCCUAUUGACCACAGUACCAUGAGUGAUGAAGCUCGGUCCGAGCUGUACAGAUCUCUGUUUGGAUCCCAGAUGCUUCAGUGAUUCUACACAAUACAGUGACCCACACAAACACAUUAGGACUGAAGCUGCAAAAAAAAACCCCACACACGACGUGAUCGUUUCUGAUGAGAGACUUCAGAUUUCAAAGACUUGUAGAAGAAACUUGUGUUUUUCUUGUUUUAUCUUCCAUCAUUGUUGUUUGGAAAUUAUGACUUAUGAAAGUCAGAUUUAGUUCUCAACCGCUGAUUCUGCAUUUGGGAUACAUGUUUUCAAAAUCAAAAAAAAAAAAAAUAAUAAU
This is a messenger RNA of Silurus meridionalis, 1924 nucleotides long. It is a transcript of the gene aatf, whose product is annotated as apoptosis antagonizing transcription factor. The record is from RefSeq and is a predicted model, not a curated record. Gene Ontology annotation, biological process: regulation of transcription by RNA polymerase II. Bases 73 to 1668 code for a protein of 531 amino acids. Gene Ontology annotation, cellular component: nucleolus; nucleus. NCBI's taxonomy places the organism in Eukaryota, Metazoa, Chordata, Actinopteri, Siluriformes, Siluridae. The transcript is spliced from 12 exons.